This is a messenger RNA of Drosophila serrata, 1388 nucleotides long. RefSeq names its product protein msb1l (gene msb1l). The record is from RefSeq and is a predicted model, not a curated record. Lineage: Eukaryota; Metazoa; Arthropoda; Insecta; Diptera; Drosophilidae.
UUUUUUGUUCAAAACAGUUUGGCAACUCCGUGCGACGCCAUUUCAAAACAAACGCGCGGCAACGAGCAUUUUUCACCCCAAAAUAGUCUGUGAAAAGUCGCUAGAUAAAGCGGAAAACAAUUAAAAAUGGGAGCCAAGGCAUCGAAAAUAGAGGGCGAGUACCUGCCAGAUACACCGACACUCAGGAAAUUGCGCCUGGCCAGCCAGAGGCCCGAGAAUGUGGAAAUGACCACCCCUAUUCGUGAGCAGAACAACGCUCUGCUAGAUCCCCGCUCUCCGAACGGAUGUCGCACGCCUUUGAACUUUUUGCAGCCCGAGCCGCAGAUGCCGUUUGAGUCUGAAAUGGUGCAGCAGGCCACCAGCGAAAAUCCCUUCUCGCAGCUGCGCAAGCGCUUGCUGAAGGGCUUCUCCCUUAGCGAUCCUCGCUCGCCGCAGUUGAAUCGCACACCCCUUGUCCUGGAUGAGGUGCGUUCAUUAAACCUGGACGACACCUUCGCUGACCUCUUUGUGGACACUAGAGCACCGACAACUCGCGCGGAAAUCGCUACGCCUCCACAAGUAUAUGCGCCACCUCAAGCGGAUGAGAGCUGUGACAGCUUUGGUACGCCGCCGAGCACCCACAAUAACAGCUCUUUGGAGAUCGUCUCACUGACGUACGACGAAGAGGAGACCAUGCCUUGCGACGCUCAGCUGCAGCAGACACCUCCUCCGCCGCCGCCGUCAUCGCAGGUGCACUUUGAUCCACGUUCUCCCAGCGUAGGCGUUGAUCGUACGCCUAUAAUGUUCUGCGACGACGAGGACGAAGAGGCGCGGGAGGCUCAGAUGCUGGAACAAAUCCUAGAGACACUUACACUCAAUUUAAGUGCUGGCGGCAGCAGCAUGGCCUCGUUUGCAGACUCUGCGGCAGAGUCUAGUGUAGAUCCUUCGACAGCGAUGCCGGCCAACAAGCAUUUGGAGCGCGUCCGGUUGGGCCACAAGCGACGGGUGCCACCACGUAAGCCGGCAAGGGCCAGCAAGCCCAAGAUCUACGUCGACCAGGAGGAAGAGUCUCCGUCAAGGGGCGGUGUUCGCACACCGACUUCAAAUACAACGCCGCUAAACACCCAAAAGCGAACACCACUCAGCUGUGUCAAGAAUCGGGCUCACCUUCGUUCUCGUUCGACGGAAAAGGAACUGCAGAAGACGCCGUUGCCGCUGCAUAGCCUCGACGAUCAGCUGAAUUUGGCGGAACGCUGCAACUAUUAGCGGCCAUUUACUAACCUAAUUUAGUAGCUCCAAAUGCCUUUCUAGCCCACCUAUACAUAUAGCAUACCAAAUCAUUCAUUCAUUUUCACAUUAUUCAUUCUUACAUUUUAUAUGUUAAAUACAACAUUUUAUUCGUAAAUGGA